Messenger RNA from Hevea brasiliensis (rubber tree), 2814 nucleotides. Its product is annotated as BEL1-like homeodomain protein 9. Gene Ontology annotation, biological process: regulation of transcription by RNA polymerase II. Gene Ontology annotation, molecular function: RNA polymerase II cis-regulatory region sequence-specific DNA binding; DNA-binding transcription factor activity, RNA polymerase II-specific. NCBI's taxonomy places the organism in Eukaryota, Viridiplantae, Streptophyta, Magnoliopsida, Malpighiales, Euphorbiaceae. The transcript has 4 exons. Bases 291 to 2198 code for a protein of 635 amino acids. The record is from RefSeq and is a predicted model, not a curated record.
UUUUUUUUUUCUUUCAAUCUAUCCCUUCACGUAUGUCUCUGUUAACCUGUCAUUUUUGCAGUACCAGAAGAUAUGAUAGCCUUUCAUUUCGUCAUCACUGCACCUUCUCUUUCAUAUUUCUCUCACUGAUCUUGAUAAUCUUUCAUUUCGUCAUCACUACCACUUCUCUCACACUUCUCUAACUUUUGUCCUUUUCGUCUUUAGUAUCCAACUUAACUCUUCUCUUCUCUUCUCUUCUCUUUCUUCAAGGAUACGAGUGUAGAUUUUUUCUUUUUUUUUUCUGUGGAGCUAUGGCGGAGGAUUUUGAGCCCUACCAUGUCCCACAGCAAAGUAGAAGAGACAAGCUAAGAAUUGUGGUUCAAAACCAUCCUGACCUUCAGGGUUGUACAGGGUUACUUCCUCUUUACGAUCCCGCACUUCUCCCUUCGGAUUUGCUGGCUUGUACUAAUAACUCUCUCUCUGAUGUUAGUGAGGCCUUUAAAGGAAACGGAGUUUGUGUAGUGAAAGAGGAAGGUGUUAAUUUAAUUGGCUUUGUUGGUGGGAUCGUGAAUGCUGCUGCUGCUGCUGCUGCUGCUUCUUCUUCCGCUACGCAUCAUCCUUACUUGGAUCCGCAAUCCUCUUUGCCUAUAAACCCUAGUUCGAUUCAAGAUAUUAACGCUAACCAUUUUCUUUACACAUCACAUAACUUUCAAAACCUGAGAGAUUUUGAACAACCAUAUAAUGGUGGUGGUGAAGCAGCAGCGUUUAAACCUGAACCUUUAUCUUUGGCUCAUGAGUCAAAUACCACUGGCCAAGGCUUGUCUCUAUCUUUGUCUUCUCACCAUACCCACCAAAGUAAUCUCCCUUUAGACCUUAAUUUGCAAAGACACGGGUCUGCAGUUUACGGUGGUAAGAUUACUGUUGGCGGUGGUGAUGGAUAUACGGUUCCUGGCAUUGUUGGAGGCAGUGGCUCGACCUCGACUGAGUUGUCUAGAAGUUCGGUCCCUCUCGGGCCUUUCACGGGAUAUUCUUCGAUUUUAAAGGAAUCGAGAUUUUUGAAGCCUGCACAACAGCUACUUGAAGAUUUUUGUGAUGGGGGUGGGGGAAUUUACAGCGAGAAGAUCACGAUGGAUGCCUCUUUGAUGGAUCCUCCUGUGGAGUGUGUGAACGCAUGUGGAAUUCUGGAUGAUCCGCUUAAUUAUGGGGAUGGAGGUGAAAAUCGGAGAAAGAAGUCAAGGCUAAUUUCAAUGCUAGAUGAGGUUUACAGAAGGUACAAGCAUUUUUAUCAGCAGAUGCAAGCAGUGGUGGCAUCCUUUGAGUAUGUUGCUGGGCUUGGCAAUGCUGCUCCAUACACAAACUUGGCCUUGAAAACCAUGUUUAGACAUUUUAGGUCCUUGAAGAAUGCAAUAACUCACCAGCUUCAGUUCACUAAUAAGGGUCAACUGAGCCAUGGAAAAGAAGAGGCUACAAGGUUUGGUAACACUGAUAGAGGCCUUUAUGCACAGAGGCUGGAUAAGAACUCUGGAUUCAUGGAGCACCAGCUUGUUUGGCGACCUCAGAGGGGGCUUCCUGAACGUGCUGUAACUGUCCUUAGGGCAUGGUUGUUUGAACACUUCCUGCAUCCUUAUCCUACAGACACAGACAAGCUAAUGUUGGCCAAACACACUGGACUAUCACGGAGCCAGGUCUCUAAUUGGUUCAUCAAUGCAAGAGUAAGGCUCUGGAAACCAAUGGUGGAAGAAAUACACAUGCUGGAAACACGGCAAACCCAAAAAUCUUCACAAAGGGAGGAACAACAUGCUAACAAAUCAAGUGAUCAGAUACCUCUUUCAAACUCUAUAACUUCAGACAACUCAUCAACCUCUAUCCAAAGGGUUGAAGACAUACCCUCAAAGCGAACUAGAAAUGAUCUUCCUGAUUUACCUCUGGGGAAUGAGGAACCAUUGAAUUUGUCUUACAACAGUAUGCUGAGUCAUCCGUCUGUAGGAGUUGGUAUAAGUGGAGCAGGUGAAAGCAGUAGUGUUUCCUUAACACUAGGUCUGCAUCAGAAUAAUGGGAUAGGUUUGUCAGAACCCUUUUCUAUGAAUGCAGCGCAACGUUUUGGCCUUGGUCUUGAGAAAAGCAGCGAGGGAUUUGUCAUGGGAAGUUUUGAAGCACAAAAUCGUCACUUUGGAAGGGAUGUAAUUGGGGGGCAACUUUUGCGCCAUUUUGUUGGUUGAAGAUGUUUGUUGUGAGGAGCUGCUUCAGCAUCAAUAUUCAUGCUAACAGUUUUCUUCUGGAUGUGCUUUUAUCAACUAUCAGAGCCCAAGCUCAUACAAAAUGGUCAAAUGCUUAUCCUCAUGGUGUAACAAGGUAUGUUUAUUGAAUUGAAGAGUACAUGAUCUCUUAAUAUAGUGCCUUUAAGAGAAAGGGAUUGGUGUAACAUUCUUCUGUAAAUCUAUAAUUAAAUGAUGGGAAAUGAUACCUUUAGAGGCAAAAUCAUCAGUACUGGCAUUUGAUGGUGGAUUCCAUUGUGAAUGAAAGCCCACAUUUUACAAUCUUUCAGCACCAUCAAAAGUCACAAUGGUUAAAAGCUCAGAUGGUGGAUUCUGGCCAAAGUCAAAUUUCUGCAGUCCUGGUAAUUUCUUUUCUUUUCCAGGUUUUUCCCCACUCAUCUCUGCUACACCUUAACCUAAUGUCAUCAUUGGUUGGUUUAUCAAGAAUCCUAUUGUAACUGCAUAUUUGAAGUUUUAGCAACAUGCAUUUGUUUCAACGCAUGUUAUAUUCAUAAAGGCAGAUUCAUAGUUCUUCAAUUUGAAGGUUAAAUAACUUUAUUAGCUUCUUAAACUUUGAGAA